AUGGAUCUGUUUGGAGAUAUAGAUGACAUUUCUUCAGAGAGCGAUGAGGACCAGCGAACAGCUGUUCCAAGACAGCCUGUUGUGACCUGUGUCUGCCAAACACAGAGCACAGCUGGAACAUUUCUCCUGUUUCUUUACGCUCUCCCAUUCUGACCCCUCCUUUAGGGCGAACGUGGGGUGCCUCAGAACCAGCACGUGGAACGGCGCAUUUCUGAAACCAGAAUAAAAAUAGAAAUUCCCAGCAUCAACACUGACUUAGGAAACGAGCUGUAUUUUGUUAAACUACCUAGAUUUCUCAGGAUAGAACCCAAACCCUUUGACCCUCAGCUUUAUGAAGAUGAAUUUGAAGAUGAGAAAGUGCUUUAUGAAGAAGACAAAACUAGGUUAAAAUUAAAGGUGGAAAAUACUAUUCGCUGGAGGAUGUGCCGGGAUGAAGGAUAUAAAGCUAAAGAAAGCAAUGCUCGGAUAGUUAAGUGGUCAGAUGGAAGCAUGUCCCUGCAUUUAGGCAGUGAAGUGUUCGAUAUCUACAAGACCCCACUGCAGGACAACCAUAACCAACUGUUUAUACGGGAAGACACUGGUCUCCGGGGACAAGCCAUCUUUAAAUCCAGACUUACCUUUAGACCUCACUGUACAGACAGUGCCACCUAUAAAAAGAUGACCCUUUCAUUUGGGAACAAAAGUUCAAAGACACAGAUUCGAAUCUUACCGAUGGCUGGUCGUGACCCUGAAUGGCCGCGCACAGAUUUGAUUCAGGAAUGUCGGAAAAAAGAACGCUCCAGGGUGUCUACACAACGGAACUUCCAUUUGAAGAGGAAGAACCAGCCAUGUCCAAGUCCCACCAUCCAGCAGCCUGACAGUGAUGAUGAGGAAGAGGAGGAGGGAGAAGAGGAGGAAGGCAAGGCCUCCAGCCUUGUUACCAUUAAAAACCAUUACCUGGGAGCAGUCCACAAGAAACAAGCCCUGCCUUCCUUAGACAGUGAUGAUGAAGGAUCUGAAGAAGAUAAGGCCGGGAGAAUAUUGAAAGCCAAGAAACUCGUGAGCGUCAGGGGAGAUGAACCCUCCAGAAAGAGGCCAAGGGGUGAAGAGGAAGACUGAAGUGUACAAGGAAAUGUACGCUGGUGACUAUCAAAUUCAAGUCCUUAGUUUUCUGUUUGUGUUGGGACUGAAUCUAGAGCGUCCUGUCUGCUGAACAUACAUUCUACUACUUAGGUACACUCCAACCCCUCAAAGAUAGUAAAGCAAGAUGAUUGUCUAGACUCACAAUGAACCAAUGAGAUGGGCCAUGCUGAAACCAUUGGUUUUUUUGAGAUGAGAUCUUACCAUGGAGCCCUGACUGGCCUGGAACUUGCUAUGUAAACUAGGCUGGCCUGGAAUCUGGAACACACAAAGAUCUGCCUGUUAUUGCCUCCUGAGGGCUGAGAUUAAAUGUGUGUGCCACUACGCCUGACCUCCUUUAAACUUUUCUAGCACUAUUUGUGGCUGUAUAGUAAAAACAUUUUGGUUAGUAUUAGCUCCAGAAAAAGCAUUUAGACCCAUUCAGAAUACAGGGGUCACAUAUCAGGUAUCCUGCUUAACAUAAUUUGCAUAAUGAUUCAUAACAGCAACAUUACAGUAAUGAAGUAGCAACAAAAUAAUUGCAUGGUUGGGGGGGGUUCACAACAUGAGGAACUGUGUUAAAGGAUCAUAGCAUUAGGAAGGUACUGACCCUGAUAUACCCAUGAACCUCUAGGCCACCUCUACAAACCAUGCAAAAAAAGCUUAACAUUUGAAGGGCAAAACUGUUUGGCACUUAUGUAUUAUGUGUGGUUAGCCAUGCAAACUGUUGGUCCCUGGGCUCAGCACUGUUCCCUGGGAUAUUUCUGAGAACACACGAAGGCAGUGAUCAGGCACAGCCUGUUGCACGCUCCUCCACUCAGACUUAGGAGAGCUGCAGCUUGGGCCGCUGAACCUCCCUGACUCACCGUCCUCAGAAGAACAUGGCCACUUUUACUCAUAAAACAGUGAUUGUGGCCAGGUAUGGCUGAAUUACAGUUCAUGCCUAACUAUAGCACUUGAAGACAGAGGCUGUGAGUCUGAGGCCAGCCUGAGCUGUAGUGGGACCUUAUCUCCAACAAACAAAAAAAUAAUUUCAUAUGGUUCAGUUGAAUAUCAAUACUCAUUCUUGUCUGUCCAUAAAACUAAGCUGACAUAUACAAAUGACAGAUUUUACAGUAAGGCAAAGGACAUUGGGUAUCAGUCGUCCAUUCCCCCACCCAUCCCCACAGUCAGUGGGACAUGUUAUGGACAGACACAACUGAGCACUGAUGAAAAAUGGCCAACUAGUGACCAUUUUGUAUGGUUCAACAGGGAAAUGCAAGGCAGUGCAGGCCACAGACUGGGUGUCUCCAACAGACUUAAUUCCUCAUAUUUCUAGCAUGAAGGUUCAGUCCUAGUGAGGGCUCGGAAAGAACUAGCUCCUUCUAGCUGGUCCUCACCUGGUGGUGACUCUUCUGUCUCUUCUUAGACACUAGUUCAGGUUGAGAGUCCCACUUUGGGUACCGUAUACACCCAUGAUUGUCUCCCAAAGGCUCAUCUCCAAGUCCCACCACUGCUGCAUGUUAGGACUGCAGUAUAGGAAUUUGGGGAGGAUAAAAAUACUGAGUCCAUAACAGGCAGGAAAGAGUAGCUUGGGAAUGAAUACACUUCAUCUCUUAAAGGAAUUAUUAUUAAAUCAUAUUAGCAUACAAGGCAAUGGGUUUCACUGUGGCAUUGUCAUAUAUGUGCUGUUAUACUUUGUUCUCAUCUAGUCCCCUCACCCACAAUAAGCUUGUUCCUCAAGAAGAAUGUAAUGAAUGCUGGAAUUCUAAAACUAAAGUGAUUUUUUUUUUUUUUUGGUUUUUCGAGACAGGGUUU
Mesocricetus auratus (golden hamster) is the source of this 2895-nucleotide messenger RNA. Its product is annotated as RNA polymerase-associated protein LEO1-like. Gene Ontology annotation, biological process: positive regulation of transcription elongation by RNA polymerase II; transcription elongation by RNA polymerase II. Gene Ontology annotation, cellular component: Cdc73/Paf1 complex; nucleus. Gene Ontology annotation, molecular function: RNA polymerase II C-terminal domain phosphoserine binding. Lineage: Eukaryota; Metazoa; Chordata; Mammalia; Rodentia; Cricetidae. The transcript is spliced from 9 exons. The record is from RefSeq and is a predicted model, not a curated record.